GACCCUGCCUGGCGCACAAGUGGUCCGCUGGUUCAUCUGGAGGAAUUUUGCGCACCACCUAAAACUCUUCACUGCGGGACGGACUGCGCGUCUUUGCGGCGUCACAAAAGUACACAAUUUCUUCACAUGAGAAUCCAGAGCGAACCGGACCCGAGAGUUGAUCCAACCCAUAACCUGACCUCAGCCUUGUCAAGUCGGUAGGGUAUGGCUGUGCGGUCCAGGACGGGAUACUACCGACAGGAGGUUAACAGAACUGUGUGGGAGGUUCCGGAGAGGUAUCGGGACCUAAAGCAAGUCGGGACGGGGGCCUAUGGCACUGUGUGUUCAGCAUGGGAUCGUCGGACAGGGUCGCAGGUGGCCAUCAAAAAACUCCACCGGCCCUUCCAGUCCAAACUCUUUGCCAAAAGAGCUUACAGAGAGCUACGACUCCUCAAACACAUGAAACAUGAAAAUGUGAUCGGACUGCUGGAUGUCUUCACUGCUGAAAUCUCAUUGGAUCGACUUCGUGACUUUUACCUGGUGAUGCCGUUCAUGGGCACCGACCUCGGCAAGCUGAUGAAGCUGGAGAGAUUAUCAGAGGACAGGGUGCAGUUCCUCGUCUAUCAGAUGCUGAAAGGACUCAAGUACAUCCACUCUGCAGGGAUCAUCCACAGGGACCUCAAACCUGGAAAUUUAGCCAUCAACCCGGACUGUGAGUUAAAGAUUCUUGACUUUGGCCUGGCGAGACAGGCUGACGCAGAGAUGACCGGCUACGUUGUGACACGCUGGUACAGAGCACCCGAAGUUAUUCUCAACUGGAUGCAUUACACACAAACUGUGGAUAUCUGGUCAGCUGGUUGUAUCAUGGCAGAGAUGCUGCUUGGAAAGCCGCUGUUCAAGGGAAACGAUCAUCUGGACCAGCUCAGAGAAAUCAUGAAGAUUACAGGAACCCCAGCUGCCGACUUUGUUAUUAAACUACAGAGCCAAGAUGCCAAAAACUACAUCAGAAGUCUGCCCAAAGUACCCAAAAAAGAUUUGCACACCCUUUUCUCCAAAGCUAGCUCAAAUGCAGUGUGCGUUUUGGAGAAGAUGCUGCUUCUGGACCCCGAGCAGAGGGUGAGCGCCUCGGAGGCACUCGACCUGCCUUUCUUCAGUGAGUUCAGAGAUACAGAGGAGGAGACUGAGGCGCAGCCAUACGAUCAGACCAUGGACAACACAGACCUGCCGCUGGACCAGUGGAAACGUCACACGUUCACAGAGAUACUGACGUUCAGGCCGCCCAGGGACUCCAGAGAGACGACACUUUAACAGGACGCUCACUCUUAUGCACAUCCACACAAACCUCUGCACACACACGUGCUGACACACAACUUUGCACAUGUUCAUGCACCAACCUAAACACACAAACCCCCAAAAAUGAUUUUUAUGUUUUUAUAAUAUGUUGUUUUUGUAUGUGUAGGGGAAAUAUGCAUGGCUAGUUUUGUUGGUUUUGUUUUGUUGUUGUUUUUU
Messenger RNA from Scomber japonicus (chub mackerel), 1488 nucleotides. It is a transcript of the gene mapk12b, whose product is annotated as mitogen-activated protein kinase 12b. The transcript has 12 exons. The record is from RefSeq and is a predicted model, not a curated record. Gene Ontology annotation, biological process: intracellular signal transduction; protein phosphorylation. The coding region runs from base 205 to 1287 and encodes 360 amino acids. Lineage: Eukaryota; Metazoa; Chordata; Actinopteri; Scombriformes; Scombridae. Gene Ontology annotation, cellular component: nucleus; cytoplasm. Gene Ontology annotation, molecular function: MAP kinase activity; ATP binding.